CGCUCGAAUUUACCUUAACCGCUCCGAACGAACCCCUCGUUAACCGCAUUUUAACAGCAUCCUCUCUCUCUCUCUCUCUCUUCCUGUUCAACAAUGGCCGCUGCUGGUAGGUCACGCCCCGGAUCGGGCGGCAAGAUACUCCGGCCCCGGCGCGUCGCCCGGGUCGCCACCCCCUACGACCGCCCUCCCAAUCCCAACCCCCGCCCUGAAAACCCUAGCUGGAUCUCCAAGCUCCUCCUUUCCCCCACCCGGGUCAUCGCCUCCGGUGCCGGCAAGUUCCUUUCUUCCGUCUUCGGGUCCGAAUCUUCCUCGUCCUCGUCAUCCUCUUCCGGCUCCGACUCUGGUUCCGACAAUGAAAUUGAUGAAGAUGACAAUGGUAUUGAUAAAUGUUCAGCAGGGGGCGAUGAAUUGGACAAGGAGAAAGGAAAUUCAGAAACAGCUGGACCUAUAAGAAAAGAGUCCCAGCAAGCUGCAGUUAGAAAUGAAAACAAGCUUUUAAUUGAGCAGCUACUUUUGCGGGAGACUUUUUCUUGGGAAGAAUGCGAGAGGUUAACCAGUAUAAUUAGAUCUAGAGUUGGGGAAGCUCCCGGGCACUUAGAUAGAGAGGUUGCUAUACUAAGUGAUAUGUGCAACAGAGCAGCUAACAAAGAUGUGGACAUACCUGAUCUCUGCAAUACAGCUUUAUUGGAGGCAAAAAAAUGGUUGAAGGAGAAGAAAUCAGCAUUUAGUCCAGAGAUAGAGUUAGAUCCUAGUAUAUCCCCUCAUGUAAAUGAAGGUCAAACUGGUUCACCAGUGGAUGUGGCCAAAUCAUACAUGAAGGACCGUCCUCCAUGGACUUCUCCAUGUUUUAAUAGUGAAGCAGAGAAAUCUGUAUCGCCCAUCGGCAUACGGCUUUUUAAGGAUGAUGAACCAUUGUCCAUCGGUGGAAAUUCCUUAUCGUCUUCCAGGAUUCAGAUGAAAAGGGAUGCACCUAUCAUUGGAUCAUGGAAUAUUACAGAGGAAAUACGGAGAGUGCGCUCUCAAGCGACAGAGCAGAUGUUAAGAACGCCAUCAACAAAGAUGGAUUUGACUGGAUCUAAGCCAAGCUCUUCUGCAACAAAAUUUGAUUGGUCUCAAUCUGUCUUGGAGUAUAAAUAUAGUUUGAACUCCUCGGCGCCCAUUAACUUAGAAACUGACAUGGGAGAUAAACAACGGACCUCUACAAAUUUAAUUGAUGCAUCAUCCGACUUGCUGACAUUGGACACUACUAAUGGGCCCCCCAAGACAACAGAAAAUAGGUCGGACAAUGAGCUGAUAUCACUUAAUCCUCCAGUUUUGAUAUCGACUGACGAUCAAGGUCUGGGAGAUGGAUCAGGAGAUUCGAAAACCGUGGUGCCAAGUGACAAUUGUGGUGUCGAUGGGACUGCUCAUAAGGACACCAAUGGCAGCAGCCAGCAGCAUGGUGACAUUAUACCUGAUUCGAGGGUGAAUGAUGGGCCCUGCUCAAUGUCGAAAGAAGGGACUGGGAUUGGAGAUGCAUCUGCUCCUAAUGGUCUCCCACAUUCCACAUCUAGGUUGAAUGCAGAAGAACGAGAUAUCAGGGCAUAUGACGAGGAGCAAAAUCCUCCCACUUCAAGCCUUCCUACCUCCCAUUUGGGGGAAACCCAUGAGCCCCGGAAUGAACCCUCAGUUGAGGCCCCAAACAUGAAUGAGAAUGAUGAUAUUGCCACUGGGUCGCAAAACAGUUCGAGUAUGCAGUACGAGGAGAUGUCGCAGGAAAGCCAGCAAAGUAGGAAGCCAGCUGCUUCGCCGAAACGGGGAAGGAAAGUGACGAGGUUCGGAAGGAAGGUCAGAGGUCGGGGCAAAUGAAUAUGUUCAGUUUCCACAGCUCAGUUGUGUACUCGUUAGAGCUUUCUAAGUUAAAAGUGCAGGUGCAGGCUUAGACAUGGGGUGUUAGCUAAGCAUUAGAUAGUGAAAUGAAUGUCAUAAUUUCCAGGUAACUUAUCAUCGCAGUUUGUUUUGUUGAUGUUCCUUUUCCCUCUUGGGGGUCGUCUGAGUUUACUAGACUGCUGCCACGAGAUUAUUUGCUGUCGAGAGCUUAAUCCGAAGAAAAGGUAGGGCUGAUUUGUACAAGUAGAAGUUGGAACACUGUUUUGUUAGUCAUGGACAAGAUAGCCUAUGGUUAACGUGUGAAUUGUGAAAUGUGGCAAAGCUCCUGAUCCA
Messenger RNA from Punica granatum (pomegranate), 2202 nucleotides. The record is from RefSeq and is a predicted model, not a curated record. NCBI's taxonomy places the organism in Eukaryota, Viridiplantae, Streptophyta, Magnoliopsida, Myrtales, Lythraceae.